CAGUUGGUCUGGGGUAGCGGUUUUAUAAAAAACCUGCGAGCAUAUCCGAUCAUAGAUCUUUCGAGUUACACAAAUUAUAGCUAACAGGAGGGAUGUCCGAAUGCUUGUUGCACUCACUGUACAUCAGAUUCAACUUGUGUUGGAAUAACGAGGUCGAAUACAUACACAUAAACAGAUCACUGCAACAAAAACUACAACAUGCAUUUACCGGUUCUGCAAAGCGACCAGCGUUCUGCAGAGAUGCAGUAAGAGAAAGACGACCUGCAGAAAUUGUGGAACGGAGAUAGAUAAAC
Messenger RNA from Acanthoscelides obtectus, 293 nucleotides. Lineage: Eukaryota; Metazoa; Arthropoda; Insecta; Coleoptera; Chrysomelidae. The record is from the annotation of a GenBank genome assembly.